UUCCUUCUUAAUUCAACUAAUUUUUAUUCUCCAAGGAAAUAUUUCUCUUUCUCCACAAUCUCAGGAAAUUCUCAAAGAGAUUUCCCAGAGAAAAUUUUCUCAACAUCACAAAUACUGACUUCAGUGUUUAAAAAAACUGGAAUGCGACACAAUUUACGGGCAGUGUCUGUGAUGUAAUCGGUUCUUUGGCAUUGUGGCAACAAAAACAAGUUUUUCCUCCCAAAAGUCGCUGCCGAGGGAAGCAAAAGAGAGGCAAAGACGCGAACAGCAGACGUGGGCAGGAGAUCAUCUCACCUCUUUGACUCCCCAUUGCGUUCUGAAGCCGCUAUAAAAUGCAGACAGGGCAUCGCUGACGCUUCAGUCGCAGCCAGUCUUUGUCCCUGAAAGCCUUGAAUCUCUCGGAGAAAAACAUGAGAGGACUGAUUGGAUUAGCUGUUGGGAUAAUCUGUGCAGUAGGGGCAAUCCGGGCAGACAGCCCUAAAUGGGGAUAUGAAUGCAUCCAGGGAAGAUGCAAAAAGGUUGAAUCCCUCAAUCGAGAUGACGUCGUGAGUUUGGGCGUCUGUCGACUCUUCUGUGGCGAAGACAUCGGAACGCUGUGGCCAAAACCAACGGGAACAGUGAGAGUUGGCAACACCUUGGCUCACAUUGACAUUGAUGGGAUCCUCUUCAAGCUGCCAGACUACAAGAGCCAACAGACUUACUGGGAGCAAACGCAGCAGCGCUUCUUUGAUCAAAUUAAAGCGAAAGUGGUGAAAAAUCACGUUCUCCGGCACGGUGGGAAGAAAGUUAUGGUGGACAUUGCUGUUGACCGUGAAGACUUAACAUUUGACUUUAACACCGAUGAGAGCUACAAAGUUGACGUAAAGGAGGAAGAUGGCAAUGUGGGUGUGAAGAUAACGGCCCCAACGUACUACGGAGCUCGCCAUGGGGUGGAAACUCUUGCACAGCUCAUUGUCUACGAUAAUAUUCGUACGGAAUUGCAGAUCCCCUCAAGUGUAAACAUUGAGGAUGCUCCGGUAUUUAAGCAUCGAGGAAUAUCUCUCGAUACCUCAAGGAAUUACUUCUCCGUGGAUGCCAUUAAGAAGACAAUUGAUGCCUUGGCCAUGGUGAAGCUGAAUACCUUCCACUGGCACAUUACGGACUCCCACAGCUUCCCGGUUAUCAUUAAGUCUCAUCCCGAUCUGGCAGACUACGGUGCCUAUACUCCUGAGCAGAUUUACACGGCGGACGAUGUUCGGGAUGUUGUUCGCUAUGCCAGAAUUCGUGGGGUCCGUGUGAUUCCGGAAUUUGAUGCUCCAGCGCAUGUUGGUGAGGGAUGGCAGAAGAAGGGGAUGACGGUGUGCUUCAAUGCACAGCCGUGGAGUAGGUAUUGCGUGGAGCCACCGUGUGGGCAGUUUGAUCCAUCAAAGGAUGCCCUCUAUGGGGUCCUGGAGGAUAUCUACCGGGAAUUCAAUGAGAUGUUUGAGGAGCCAUUUGUCUUCCACAUGGGUGGAGAUGAGGUGUCGGUUUCGUGUUGGAAUUCAAGCACAGAGCUUCAGCAGUGGAUGCUACAGCGUGGCUGGCAACUGGAGGAAUCGGACUUUAUGCGCCUCUGGGGCUACUUCCAGGACAACGCCCUGCAGCGAUGGGACAAAGUGGCGCGGGCAAAAGUUCCAAUUAUCCUGUGGACAAGUCGCUUAACGGAUGUCCCGUAUGUGGAUGACUACUUGGACAAGGAUCGGUAUAUUAUACAAAUUUGGACAAAGGGUGAUGAUCCGAAGAUUGAGGAUCUCCUCAAUCGUGGCUUUAACCUCAUUUUCUCCAACUACGAUGCCCUGUACUUUGAUUGCGGCUUCCAGGGGUGGGUGAGUGAUGGGCACAACUGGUGCUCUCCCUACAUUGGCUGGCAGAAGGUCUACGACAACAGCCUCAGCUCCUUGGCGGGAAGUAAAGUUAAGCAGGUCCUUGGCGCAGAAGCUGCCCUCUGGUCUGAGCAGGCUGACGACAGUGCACUCGAUUCCCGGUUCUGGCCACGUGCCAGUGCCCUGGCAGAACGCCUCUGGACAGACCCAACGGAUACGUGGCGGGACGCAGAGUCGCGCAUGUUGAUUCACAGGGAGCGUCUUGUGGAGAAUGGCGUAGCGGCGGAUUCGCUACAGCCCCAGUGGUGCCUCCAAAAUGAAGGGGAUUGUCCCAAUGUCUUGUAAUUCCGUCCAAUCUCUCUCGCUCUCCAAGAUAAUCUUCCUGGUGCUUCUUUUUUUGUAAUUUUCAAAUCAAAUUAAAUGCCUUUUUGACUCAAUAAAAGACUUUGAAUGCUAA
Lutzomyia longipalpis is the source of this 2298-nucleotide messenger RNA. RefSeq names its product chitooligosaccharidolytic beta-N-acetylglucosaminidase-like. The transcript has 4 exons. Gene Ontology annotation, molecular function: beta-N-acetylhexosaminidase activity. The coding region runs from base 411 to 2186 and encodes 591 amino acids. The record is from RefSeq and is a predicted model, not a curated record. Gene Ontology annotation, cellular component: membrane. Gene Ontology annotation, biological process: carbohydrate metabolic process; ganglioside catabolic process; glycosaminoglycan metabolic process. NCBI's taxonomy places the organism in Eukaryota, Metazoa, Arthropoda, Insecta, Diptera, Psychodidae.